Molecule: messenger RNA, 2167 nt
Organism: Aphidius gifuensis
Lineage: Eukaryota; Metazoa; Arthropoda; Insecta; Hymenoptera; Braconidae
Gene: S2P
Product: membrane-bound transcription factor site-2 protease
Exons: 6
Coding region: 227-1696 (489 amino acids)
Biological process (GO): regulation of response to endoplasmic reticulum stress; membrane protein intracellular domain proteolysis
Cellular component (GO): membrane; cytoplasm
Molecular function (GO): metalloendopeptidase activity
Source: RefSeq, a predicted model, not a curated record
AAAUGAUAAUGUGCGAUUGCUCGAAUAGUUGCGUUGUUUUCUGCCAAAUGCUUUAUCCAAUAAAUUAUUUUAUUAAUGAAAAUUGAAUAUUUAUAAAACUAAACUGCUUUUAAAAGCAACAACUUAAGUUCCCUGGCUAACUGCACGCUAGAGAGGCAUUAUAUUGUGACUUCUCCCUGAAUGAACAGACCCAAACUAAGUGACCGGUAGAAUUUCCAAGAAAAUAAUGGAUGGCAUUAAUAUUUUAACAGUAGCUGGUAUUCUGCAUUGUUUUUUUUUCUUUUUUAAUACUAUUUUUACGACAUGCUCUCUAUAUCCAUAUCAUAUUUUUUUGAAGUUUACCGGCUUAGAAAUUCAGGUAUUUAGAGUAAAAUGGUUCACUACUUCAUUCAAUCGAUUAUUUAUCAAAUGGGGAAAAUGCAGAUCAAGGCUAUUAAAACUAUGGUUUAAUACAGGUGUUAUUGUCACAAUAAUUCUUUUUCCAAUGGCAUUGUUAAUAAUGUUACGAAUGUUAUUCAUGAAUGUAUUUAAAACCGAAAAAUCAGAAACUAGUGAAUGGGUUCUGACACCUGUGGUACCAGGUGUAAAUGUGCCAUUUGCUGAUAUAAAAUACUACGUAAUUACGUUGAUACUAUGUAGUCUUAUUCAUGAAUUUGGCCAUGCUUUAGCUGCAUCUCGGGAAGAUUUACAAGUAUAUGGUGUUGGAUUUUUGCUUGUAUUCAUUAUACCUAUUGCAUAUGUUUCACUAAAUAGUGAACAACUAAGUCAGUUGCCUACAAUGAAACAAUUAAGAAUUUUAUGUGCUGGUUUAUGGCAUAAUAUUAUUCUUGCUGUAAUAUCUUUUCUCAUUUUUUUUUCGAGUUCACUACUACUGGCGCCUUUAUAUUCUGUCGAUUCAGGAAUUAUUGUGAAGUCAAUUCAUCCAAAAUCACCUCUAUUAGGUUCAACAGGGUUGUAUGUCCACGAUAGUAUAUACAAAGUAAAUGAAUGCCAAGUCGAUAAUAUUAAUGAUUGGUAUUACUGCUUGCUGGAUACGAUAAAGCAUGUGACACCUGGAUAUUGUGUUGAUGAACUAAUUGUACAGGAGCAUGACAGAUCAAUACCCGAUUUGAAAAAACAAAAAAACGCAGCUAAUUGUUGUAAAACAGAUGAUGAAUCUCAUGGAUACUUAUGUUUUGAAUAUGUCGAAAAUUUAUCAAAACUUAUAUUAAAUUCGUGUUUACCAGCUAGAACGAUUAUUGAGAAAUCGUAUGAUCAAUGUCAAUCAAGUUUUUCAUGCUUAAAGCAAGAUACAUGUUGCGUAAGACCAGUUCUAGGUAAUAACAAGACAAAAGUUGUCCAAAUAAAACGAAGGAUUGGAAAAGAUAUACUAUAUAUUGGAGAUCCAGCUGAUAUUUACAAAACAGUAAUAGUAUCUAAUUGGGUGCCAAAAUUUAAAUUAAUAGGUUCAGAAUUACCAGAGUUUAUAACAACAUUAAGUAAAUAUAUCACAGUACUUUCUGCUGGCCAAGCAAUAAUCAAUGUGAUUCCGUGUUUUUGGUUUGAUGGACAAUAUAUUUUAAUUAUAUUCUUUCAUAAAUUGUUGGGAUCAAGAAGUCAUCCAAAAACACGGCAAACAUUAAGUUUCAUAAUAACGUGUAUAGGAACAUGUAUACUCCUUAUUAACUUGAUGUACGCAUUUAGAAAAAAAUUUUAAUUCCCAAUUAUGCAGUCAUGACAUGUAUGCUGAUAAUAUCAUUGACACAUAACAUACAUAGUAACUGAUGGAUAGACACAACAAUUUAUUUUUUUAUUUAUUUAUUUUUUAUUUACACAACGAGUACAGGUUUACUUUGAUAAAUUUAUAUUUUUUUUUAAUUCAUUCAUAGAAUUUUCACCAUGGAUUAUCAAUGAUUUUAUCAUCAACUGUAAAAAAAAAAAAAAAAAAAACCAAGUUAGUCAAGAAAAUCGGAGUUUGCGAGAGGAUUUUCACUCAUUCACAACUUGAACCUUCAUACUUCGUCCUUUAUAUGUUUAUUAUUGUUGAAGUCCGACUUAACCCAAUCAUGUAAAUAUUCUCGAUCUUGUUGAGAUGAAACUUGUUUUAUAGUACGCAAAAUGUUACGGUAUAGUUGCAAUACUUCCUUACGCAGCAUAAACUGAAAAAUAAAAGAAAAAUUACGAGAUA